UGAGCAUUUACAUCCAAAGGUCUUAUGGUUUGUCUAUAGUCUCCAUAUAUACUUAGGUUUGGAAACAUUACUAGCCCUAGUGGCAGCCCUGGCUCGAGCCCUGUUGGGCAUGGAGCUUGAGCCACAGUUCAAUGAACCCUACCUCUCAACCUCUCUCCAAGACUUCUGGGGUCGAAGAUGGAACAUAAUGGUGACCCGAAUUCUACGCCCGACUGUUUACGAACCUGUGCUCCAUACUUCAUCUCGUGUCAUGGGCCGAAAAUGGGCUCCACUUCCUGCCAUUUUCAGCACAUUUAUGGUGUCCGCCAUAAUGCACGAGCUUAUAUUUUAUUACUUGGGUCGUACAUGGCCCACAUGGGAAAUCACAGGGUUCUUUUUGCUCCAAGGUGUCUCUUUGAUGGUUGAGGUUGCAAGCAAGAAGGCCUUUUUCGUCCGGUGGCAGUUGCCUUGGAUCGUCACGGCCCCAUUAACUAUAGGGUUCGUGAUGGUUACCGCAUUUUGGCUGUUUUUUCCUCCGUUUUUGAGGUGUAAAUCAAUGGAAAGAGGCUUUGCAGAGUACGCAGCAAUGGGUUCAUUUGUUAAAGAUGUGGGCACGGCUUUAACGUCCAAGUAUCUCAACAAUGUAAGAACAGUUUAG
Ilex paraguariensis (yerba mate) is the source of this 637-nucleotide messenger RNA. Lineage: Eukaryota; Viridiplantae; Streptophyta; Magnoliopsida; Aquifoliales; Aquifoliaceae. The record is from the annotation of a GenBank genome assembly.